GUUCAACCUACAGCCACAUGCAGGAAGUUAGUUUACAGUAGUAGCAGCAGCAGCGAGCUGGCCUACAUGGCGGAUAAACGGGACAGAGAAUAUGGUUGUAGGACUGUUGAGCACCCCCCUCCUCCUCCUCCUCCAUCUCCUCCUCCUCCUCCUCAUGUCUCUCCCUCCCCUCCAUUGGUAGAGGAGCCGACUGUUUGGGAGAUGAGCGGGUGGGAGAACAGAAACAGUCUGAAGCAAAUCAUUUAUUGUGCCGUGGAGUGUGUUUCACGGUGCGUAAAGAAGGAAGAGAAGAAGAAGAAGAAGAAGCAGGAGAAGAAGAAGAAGAAGAAGAAGUGCGCUAUCAAAGCAAAUCCCUCGUGGACUUACUUUGGGCAAUAAAAGCGGACGAUUAGAAGACGACAUCGCAUCAAAGAGCUGAGGACAGAUGAGAAGAUUAUGGCCAGUAAAUGGAAUAAGGGAGUAAGACGAAAAGAAAAAAGUUGUCCAGAAGCAGUAACAGGAAUAAAAGAUGGAAAGAGGUGACUUCACAUAAAAGUAAAGGUUUUAAGAAGUGAUUCACAUUCUCAAAAAGGAAAAAAAAAACAAAUGCACAGGUUAGCAGUCACUUUAGGUUAGCUGAAGAAGUGAAGAACUGAACUGAAGAAGCUUACAGAUCUUAAGACGGGUCGGCCACCGUCCCAGCAUCUUACAACACAUUACAAAUGACCUUUAUUUGUAAGAUUUUCUUUUCAAAAUUCAAAUCUGACUUUGCCAAAUUAAUGUCAAAACUAGAUUAGUUAAGUUUAGGUACAUUAAAUUUAGAUAAUAUAAUCCUUCAUUAGCCCUACAACAGGAAAAUACACAUUAUCAAAGCAGCAAAAGAAGAAAAUAAUAUUCAAAUACGGUAAUAAUGUUGUGACCAUUUUCUUUGAUCGGUGUAACAUUUAUUGUGAAAAGCCCGGUCCUGUGUUUCCGGUUUUGUGCCGGUUUACUGCCGUUACUUUGACUCGAACUGAAGCGCUGAAAACGGAUAUGGUUUGUGUGACGACACAGCGCGUCAGAGGGGCGGCGUCAGGCGACCCGUCUUUAAGGACACCGGGAGGAGUGGGGCAGUGAACCCGCUGACCCCGGCAGGGCCCCGGGCAGCUUCAGAGCGGAGCCCCGCUGGAACCGCUUCACCUCCUCACGGAGGUGCUGAGCGGAGGAGCAGACCCCGGCAGGCCGCCUCCACAGCGGGCUAACGACAACUCAACAACCGCGUAACAACCGCUGUACGACCGCUCUCACCGCUGAGGACUCACUGUGGAGCUGAACGUCAACCUACACCAACAUAUGAUCUCAUUCAUAAAACAGGGGUGGACAAAAUAACAGAGACACCUCUCAGUUUAACACAAACGGAAUAUUCUGACGGUCCAUGUC
Messenger RNA from Acanthopagrus latus (yellowfin seabream), 1398 nucleotides. RefSeq names its product leiomodin-2-like. NCBI's taxonomy places the organism in Eukaryota, Metazoa, Chordata, Actinopteri, Spariformes, Sparidae. The coding region runs from base 67 to 378 and encodes 103 amino acids. The record is from RefSeq and is a predicted model, not a curated record. The transcript is spliced from 3 exons.